Drosophila ficusphila is the source of this 1436-nucleotide messenger RNA. It is a transcript of the gene Dhdds, whose product is annotated as dehydrodolichyl diphosphate synthase complex subunit DHDDS. NCBI's taxonomy places the organism in Eukaryota, Metazoa, Arthropoda, Insecta, Diptera, Drosophilidae. Gene Ontology annotation, molecular function: ditrans,polycis-polyprenyl diphosphate synthase [(2E,6E)-farnesyl diphosphate specific] activity. The transcript is spliced from 2 exons. The record is from RefSeq and is a predicted model, not a curated record. Gene Ontology annotation, biological process: polyprenol biosynthetic process. The coding region runs from base 137 to 1039 and encodes 300 amino acids. Gene Ontology annotation, cellular component: endoplasmic reticulum; dehydrodolichyl diphosphate synthase complex.
UGUGAAACUAUCGAUAGUUGUGCAUUCGAUGACACCUCUAAUCACAAGACACCAAAAAAAAAAGCAAAAACAUAAUAAAUACAAGCAAUCUACCGCCGAAUUGCAGUUAUAUAUAAUAUAAGUAUAUAACUACAUAAUGUCGUGGGUUUCCGACUACAAGUACACCUGGGUGGAGCGGCUCGCCAUGAGGACGCUGCGCACCUGUGGCUAUAUUCCGCACCACGUCGCCUUCGUGAUGGACGGCAAUCGGCGGUUUGCCCGCUCCCAGCAAAUUGAUAAGAUCGAGGGCCACUCGCGCGGAUUCGAGAAGUUGGCGGAUUGCUUGCGCUGGUGCCUGGACAUCGGAGUCCGCGAGGUUACCACCUUUGCCUUCAGUAUUGAGAACUUUAAGCGGUCUAAUGAGGAGGUCGAGGGUCUGUUCAAUUUAGCCAGGGAGAAGUUUGCACGUCUGCUCGAGGAGACGGCACGGCUAAACGAACAUGGAAUUCGCAUCCGGAUCAUUGGGAACAUCGAACUACUGCCCCUGGAUCUGCAACGAUUGGUCGCCUCGGCCAUGUUGAGUACGGAGCGCAAUGACAAGCUCUUUCUUAACGUGGCCUUUGCCUACACGUCUCGAGAUGAAAUUACGCAGGCGGUGGAGACGGUUCUGCGGCACGGAAGCCAGGAUCUGGCCGCCGAAGACAUCAGCGAACGGCUGCUGGAGGAAUGCCUCUACACGCGACACUCACCGCCACCGGAUCUAGUGUUUCGCACCUCCGGCGAGACCCGGCUAAGCGACUUUAUGAUGUGGCAGCUAAGCACCUCUGUACUGUACUUCAGCAAUGUAUUGUGGCCGCAGAUAACCUUUUGGCACUUCUUGGCCAGCAUUUUGGCGUACCAGCGUGAUCGCUGGCAACUGGAAGACUUCCGGCGCGCGGAGCGAAUGCAAAGCUUUCAGUUAGCCAAAGCAAGCGACUUUUAUAGCGAGCGGGUGCAAAAGUUCCUGGCCACCAUUGACGAAGACCGGCGCAAACUGCUCGUGCGACUGGCUUCCAAUUGACUGCCUUAAAUCCCUCCGUUUUCUUCAUGUAGAUGUUUGUGAUACGAGUGGAAAAUAAAACCGUGUAAAUACCAUAUAUGUUACGUUCAGCUGCGAUGAACAUGCAGCCUAACUCACAAGGAUUUCACAUUUAAACAUGUGUUCCGUGCGAGAUUUCGUCAUUCAAAUGCACUUGUUUAAGACGUUCAACUGACUUGCGCCCGAAAUGUGCGCUUACUCAGAAUUUUUGCAAUGUUAAGUUUUAAAUAAGUAACCAUAAGUUAUUUGCCUUCUUAAAUUAUGAAAAUUAAUGACGGAUUGUUUAAAUUUUAAGGGAGUACUUGCGGUUUCUUUUUAUUUUUGAAAACAUAUAAGUUUUCUUUUUUGUUUUACAAUUAAAGCCAUAUCAAACAUUGAA